AUAUAAAUAUAUGUUUUGAAUCAACGUAUAUAAUUUAUUGAAAAAUUAAGAUAUUAUGUUAUCAGUUAUUUCAAUAAGAAACUGAUGUUUAUAAUUCCAAGAUUAUGCACUGGAGAAAUAUAUAGUUUGUUAUUUACAGAGAUUCAUAAGAACUCUUCUAGAAUAGAUAUAUUUCUAAUAUGAGACCUUGCUUUUAUAGUUGAUAAUGAACUAGUUGAUACGUUAAGAUGUAAUUAUGUAUAAAAGGAAAUACUUCAUGAGUAGCUGAUAAUAAAUUAGUGCAAAAUGAUAACCUUAGCACAACGUCUCAAAAAACAACAAGUUGAAAGCACCAAAACUCAUAGCCGAAUUUCAGUGAGAGACAAACUAUUGGUCAAAGAAUCACAAGAAUUAGCUCAGUUACUUCCACCAAAUUGUUCGGUAGAAUAUGAAAACGAGAAUGAUUUGAGUGAAUUCACAUUAAUAUUAAAACCUACAGAGGGAUAUUGGGAGAAUGGAAUAUUUAGAUUCAAUAUAUACAUAACAGAGGAGUAUAAUAUGGUUCCCCCAAAAGUUAGAUGUUUAACGAAAUUAUGGCAUCCUAACAUAUCUGAAAAUGGUGAAAUUUGUUUAUCUCUUUUACGACAACACAGUGUGGAUGGACUUGGAUGGUCACCAACUAGAAGGUUGAAAGAUGUGGUUUGGGGUUUAUAUGCCUUAUUCACAGAUCUCCUCAAUUUCGAAGAUCCCCUUAAUAUUGAAGCCGCCGACAUGUAUAAACAUUCAAAAUUGGAUUUUCAAAGUAAAGUUGAACAAUAUGUGAAGUUGUAUGCCAAAAAUUAAUUAUAUUGAUUUUUACUCACUAAGUAAUACCUAUACAUAUUUGAUAUUUUCACUUAUAGAUGAAUUACAUUAUAUGAAGCUAUUUCCAAGUGAAUGUAUAAAACACUUAAUUAAAUAAGAAAGAUUUAGUCA
This is a messenger RNA of Coccinella septempunctata (seven-spotted ladybird), 954 nucleotides long. Its product is annotated as NEDD8-conjugating enzyme UBE2F-like. The coding region runs from base 286 to 822 and encodes 178 amino acids. The record is from RefSeq and is a predicted model, not a curated record. The transcript has 3 exons. Lineage: Eukaryota; Metazoa; Arthropoda; Insecta; Coleoptera; Coccinellidae.